GGGAGAGUGGAGGUGAAACAACAGGGCAAGUGGGGGACCGUGUGUGGUCACUACUGGAGCAUGAAGAAUGCGGCAGUGGUUUGUAAACAGCUGGACUGUGGGUCUGCUGUUGAAGCUCCUCAGUACGGAGAGUUUGGGCCAGGAUCUGGCCCCAUUUGGAUGGAUGAUGUUGGCUGUAAUGGCACCGAAUCUGCCCUGUCUGACUGCACACACGGAGGAUGGGGUGAACAUGACUGUGUUCAUAUCCUUGAUGCUGGAGUGGUGUGUUCAGGUGCUGUGGAGGUGAGGCUGGCAGACGGCGGCAGGCGCUGUGCUGGGAGAGUGGAGGUGAAACAACAGGGCAAGUGGGGGACUGUGUGUGGUCACUACUGGAGCAUGAAGAAUGCAGCAGUGGUUUGUAAACAGCUGGGCUGUGGGUCUGCUGUUGAAGCUCCUCAAUACGGACACUUUGGGCCAGGAUCUGGCCCCAUUUGGAUGGAUGAUGUUGGCUGUAAUGGCACCGAAUCUGAGCUGUCUGGCAGUGCUCAGGGCCAGCUGUCCCCAUGCCAGAGGCACCAGAAGUGA
Messenger RNA from Tyto alba (common barn owl), 564 nucleotides. RefSeq names its product scavenger receptor cysteine-rich type 1 protein M130-like. The record is from RefSeq and is a predicted model, not a curated record. Lineage: Eukaryota; Metazoa; Chordata; Aves; Strigiformes; Tytonidae. The transcript is spliced from 3 exons. The annotation marks the transcript as partial. Gene Ontology annotation, cellular component: membrane.